Nasonia vitripennis (jewel wasp) is the source of this 1218-nucleotide messenger RNA. Its product is annotated as zinc finger CCHC-type and RNA-binding motif-containing protein 1. Gene Ontology annotation, molecular function: zinc ion binding; RNA binding. The record is from RefSeq and is a predicted model, not a curated record. Lineage: Eukaryota; Metazoa; Arthropoda; Insecta; Hymenoptera; Pteromalidae. Gene Ontology annotation, cellular component: U12-type spliceosomal complex. The coding region runs from base 464 to 1183 and encodes 239 amino acids. Gene Ontology annotation, biological process: mRNA splicing, via spliceosome. The transcript is spliced from 4 exons.
UAGGGAACGGUUGUCGUCUGCUUGACUGUUUAUUCUAUUUCAGUUCUCACAGCGACAGCAGUCAUAGCGUUUUCUCUUCGGAGCUCGCAGUUGAUAUACUUUUGGUUUGGACAGCCAAGGCGAAUCGCUACAAGAGUGUGUGAAUACUGAAUAUACGGUAUUAGUUGUUGUUGCAUUGCGGUAAUUGCAGUGACUACAUCAGUGCACUACUUAAUUAAACUUACUGCAGUACUGCUCUAUAAUUCGAUUGGCGUCUUAGCGUAUCGCUAUUGUUAUUCAAUAUAUAUAUAUGUAUUGAACUAAAAUAUCAAUACUUUGUACAAUCAUUUUGAUAGAGAUUACGUAGUAGAAGUUUAAAAUAAUGAAAAAUUAGUGCAAACAUUACGAAUUAGAGGUUAGGUUACGCACGGGAUUUUUUGUUUACAUUUGUAAAAAAGUAUACGUAACCGGAUAACGCUUUACAAUGAGUGGAACUCUUGCGCCAAGCCGUUCGACAGUUUAUAUUUCCAACUUGCCCUUCUCUUUAACCAACAAUGACCUCUUUAAACUCCUCGAAGAUCAUGGAAAAAUAGUCAAAGUUACUGUUGUCAAAGAUAAAAGAACAAGAAGGAGCAAAGGUGUAGCAUUUGUUCUAUUUCUCACACCUGGAGAUGCUCAGAAUUGUGCUACUGCUCUCAACAAUACAGAGAUAGGAGGGCGUAAGGUAAAGAGUUCUAUUGCCGUAGAUAACGGCCGUGCACCAGAAUUUAUCAGGAGAAAGGAUUAUCCAGACAAAACAAGUUGUUAUGAAUGUGGGGAAGAGGGUCAUUUGUCCUAUCAAUGUAAAAAGAAUACACUAGGCAAUAGGAGUCCACCACCUAAAAAAGUCAGAGUUAGAGGCAAGAACAAAAGAAAAGCGGGAGAAAUGGACACUAGUUACUUUGAUAGUGAUAGUGAUGAUGGAUGCAGACAACCUCGAGGAGACCCAAGACGGGACAGCGAAAGUGAUAUGUGGGAUGCAGAUGAUAAUCUCAGCAGUGCUAUAAGAGAUGAACAAGAACGCAUGGAAUUGGAAAUAUACAGAUAUAAAGUUGCAACUGGUCAAUAUGACUCAGAGGAACAACAGCAAUCUUCUAAAAUGAAGAGAAAACGUUUUAAGAAAAGUGCAAUGUUUGAUUGUGACGAGGACGAAAUCAGUGAUUAGAUAUGUAAAUAAAGAUAUUUUUUUAUAAAACAUCA